CGAACAGAACAGAGUCGCACGAAAACAGUUGAGGCUUCCGACAUUCUGAGCCCUAUACUCGGCCUCCAAGCCUCCCCUUGCCCCCGAGAAAUUUUUCAGAAGCAGAUGAUGGGGAUAGGACUUUGUGCGCAACUGCCGUUGUAAUUGUUUCUAUCCGUUGUUAUCGAGGAAGCUCCGAGGGUUCUUUUUUUUCGAUUGUUUAGGUGGCCGUGCGGUGCCGAGUUUAGGCAGAGAGGCAAGCUGAGUUUCUUGGGAUUCGUUGGCUUCAUUGGGUUUGGUGGUUUUGUUGAAACUCUACCUCUACGCCGCAGCGUAAGUGCGCCAUCGGUGACAGGAUGUGCGUUGUUGCAGUGAGAUCGUUGCGCGUGCACUGUCCGGCUGUGGUUUCUCUGCCUCUGGAAUCCUGGAAGGUGAACAAGAAUCUCUGCCAUUUUCUUCCAUCUCCAGACAAGCAUCGUGUAGGAAGCAGGUUGAAAAUCAGUCAAGUACCUAAUGCAAAUUUAGACAGGUGGGAUAGUCCGCACAACAGAAGGCUACCACCAUGCCGGGCACAUUUUGAUGAGGAGCAGCUAUCGAGAUCCAAUUACCCAAACAAUGCAGAGGGUUUUCCGGGUGAGGAGAAGGAGAGUUUCCUCGAGCGGUUGGCGCGUGCAUGGGCUAUUCUUUUCCCAGCCAAGUCAAAUCCUUCCUCAAAUGCGUCUAUUGCUAAACAGAGACUUAAAAUGAUUCUCAUCUCAGAUAGAUGCUCUGUGAAUGACGACGCCAAGAGGAGGAUUGUGACGAACAUUGUUGGGGCUCUUUCUGAUUUUGUGGAGAUCGAAUCUGAGGACAAAGUGCAGCUAAAUGUCUCCUCGGAUCCUGAUUUGGGCACAGUUUACUCUGUGACAGUGCCUGUAAGGAGGGUGAGACCUCAAUAUCAGGAGUUCAGUCAUGAGCUUGUAAAUACCGAACUCAGGACGUUCGACUAUGAGGAAGUGGAAGGCAAUUUUCGCAUGGUAGACAUUCGUUUUGAACACCCAGAUGUUUUUCAUCAGGAUGUGGUUCCUGAUGGCUUCCAGGAUAAUUCGGAUGUACAGGAAAGUGAAGAUGGUUCAGCGCCGAAUGUCUGAUUCCUAGCUAUGUCUCUUUGGAUAGUGCGUACAUUAUACAUCUGGUGGCAUAUUGUGUUGUAAACACACAGAGCGUCUAAUUACAUCGACACAUGAGCAACAGCUUUUAGAUUUGGGUUUGCUUCCAGGAAGAUAUGAUUGCAGAUAUGUAACAAGUUGCGAGAUUUGAAGCAGUCUCAGAACAUCUCACUAUGUGGACUGCCGGGAGACCAAGUGUAGCACAGAGCCCUUUGGUUUAGACCAUGAGAUCAUGCAGAGGUUGUACAUCUACUCGUCGUAAGAGCUUAGCUGUGGAUGGUAAUCUUCUCUGUUUUUUACUUUCCUACGGACACCCAAUUGAACAAUUUCAUGUAGAGACUGACGUCUUUCGCUGCUGGAAGCUUUCAGUGCUUCCUAAGUACUAAUUCAACAGUGUGACCUGGACCGUAGUACCAGACGUCCACAGUUUUGUUACAUUGAGCUUUGAAUAGUUGAAUUUGAUAUGGAACUCA
Messenger RNA from Physcomitrium patens, 1600 nucleotides. RefSeq lists its product as uncharacterized. The record is from RefSeq and is a predicted model, not a curated record. Gene Ontology annotation, biological process: cell division; regulation of division septum assembly; chloroplast fission. Lineage: Eukaryota; Viridiplantae; Streptophyta; Bryopsida; Funariales; Funariaceae.